AAUUGAUAAUCUAAAUUGAACGGUGUAUAUGGUUAGUGUAUGAAUGAAUUUCACAUUCGUUACUUCGUAUCCUAAUGAUGUACUGUAUUAAAUGAUAUAAUUUACAUGAUCGAUAACGACUGGUGCUGUAGUAUUUAUGUUAGUAGCAUUUUGACCACGCGUUUUAAAUCAUUAGUGGAUAAUCAUUUAUUACAGAAACAGACAGCUAAGUUAUAGGUGAAAGUAAUACUAGAACUGGAAACAAUGAAGUUAUCAUCAACACAACAGAACUUGGUACGACAGACGGCCAACAUUUUCCGGAUCUUUGUGCAGUGGGGAAGUGUUCCUUUCAUUGUAUACUUAGGAUUUCGUCAUGGAGCCGACCCACAACCCAACGGUGAAGUGAUACCGCUGUCAUUGACUGGUCUUUUAUAUGGAUGAACUUUCAAUUUGCAACUAGCUAGUUUCUAUUUGCUCUUUCACUCAUUUCUGACUGUGUCGAAAAUUAACUCUGUGAGCAUUUCGAUUGUUGAAGGAAUAAUUUGUUUACUUUGUUGUAAAAUCUAUGGAAUGAAAAUUUUCUGCUAUCAGUAAAAAGUGG
This is a messenger RNA of Loa loa (African eye worm), 580 nucleotides long. RefSeq lists its product as hypothetical. Gene Ontology annotation, biological process: protein import into mitochondrial matrix. Gene Ontology annotation, cellular component: mitochondrial outer membrane translocase complex. The record is from RefSeq and is a predicted model, not a curated record. The coding region runs from base 244 to 420 and encodes 58 amino acids. Lineage: Eukaryota; Metazoa; Nematoda; Chromadorea; Rhabditida; Onchocercidae. The transcript has 2 exons.